This is a messenger RNA of Mytilus californianus (California mussel), 1200 nucleotides long. RefSeq names its product COP9 signalosome complex subunit 6-like. Gene Ontology annotation, molecular function: protein binding; metallopeptidase activity. The transcript has 11 exons. The record is from RefSeq and is a predicted model, not a curated record. NCBI's taxonomy places the organism in Eukaryota, Metazoa, Mollusca, Bivalvia, Mytilida, Mytilidae. Gene Ontology annotation, cellular component: COP9 signalosome. Bases 52 to 1008 code for a protein of 318 amino acids. Gene Ontology annotation, biological process: protein deneddylation.
AUUGUCAGGAGUUAUGUCCCUUUAAAAUUGUUUUUCUUUCUUCUGAAUUUUAUGACUAUGGCUUCUCAAAUGGAAAUAGAUACACCUUCUACUAGCAUGACUAGUGUGAUGGCUAGCACAACUGCAUCAGGAAGUGUUUCAGUAUCGUUUCACCCACUUGUCAUAAUGAAUAUUUCUGAACAUUGGACAAGAGUACGAGCUCAAGAAGGAAAACCAACCCAGGUUCUUGGAGCAGUUAUUGGUAAACAGAAAGGAAGAAUAAUAGAAGUGAUGAACUCCUUUGAGUUGCUAUUUGAUAGAAUUGAAGAUGAAAUAGUUAUAAAUAUGGAAUAUUACAACACUAAGGAAGAGCAGUUUAAACAAGUAUUUAGUGACAUGGAUUUUCUUGGUUGGUAUACAACAGGAGAGCAGCCUACCCAGUCUGAUAUACAUGUACAUAAACAGAUUGUCCAAAUAAAUGAAAGUCCAUUGUUUGUGAAGAUGAAUCCAUUGGCCAGGAAAACAGAUGUGAUGCCAAUUUCUAUAUAUGAAUCUGUCAUUGACUUAGUGAACAAUGAGGCAACAAUGUUAUUUGUGGAAUUAAGCUAUACAAUAGCUACAGAAGAGGCAGAGAGAAUAGGAGUUGAUCAUGUAGCAAGGUUGUCAUCCUCAGAAACAUCAGAUAGUUCAACAGUUGCUGAACAGUUGGUUGCACAGCAUAGUUCUAUAAAGAUGUUACACAGCCGAGUCAAGAUUAUUCUGGAAUAUAUUAAAGCUGUAGAGUCAGGUGAAAUUCCAAAGAAUCAUGACAUUUUAAGAGAAGCAUACAGUUUAUGUUAUAGAUUACCAGUGUUAAAUACUCCACAGUUUAAGGAAGACUUUUAUAAUCAAUGUAAUGAUGUAUGUUUGAUGGCUUACUUAGGAACACUUACAAAAGGAUGUAACACAAUGAAUCAGUUUGUGACCAAAUUCAACAUGAUGCACAACAGACAAGGCACAGGACAUAGGAUGAGAGGAGUGAUAUUUUAAAUUUUUCUUAUGUAUGUGUAGUAUAUGUGUUUUUUAAAUGAACUGAGAAAGACCAUCAACAUGAUCAAUGGAACUUUUUUUCACAAUUUUGCAGAAAGUGAAAAAAAUAUUUAGAGAAAUGAAUUCUGACAGGUUAAUAUUGUGAUAUGAUUUGUAAGUUAUUUACAUCUAAUUAAAAAAUUCUGUGCCUCA